Molecule: messenger RNA, 831 nt
Organism: Erigeron canadensis
Lineage: Eukaryota; Viridiplantae; Streptophyta; Magnoliopsida; Asterales; Asteraceae
Product: probable histone H2A variant 3
Exons: 2
Coding region: 133-549 (138 amino acids)
Cellular component (GO): nucleosome
Molecular function (GO): structural constituent of chromatin; protein heterodimerization activity; DNA binding
Source: RefSeq, a predicted model, not a curated record
AAAACAUAAAAAAAUAAAAACAAAAACAAAAGUCCUUCAUCGGCUCUACCUCUCGCUCUCGUAGAUAAAUUCCAGCGAAUUCAUUCCAGAAGAUUUUUGCGAAUAGAAAAUCAAAAACAAUUUGGCGGGAAAAUGUCAGGAAAAGGAGCGAAAGGUUUGAUUAUGGGGAAGACACCUGCUUCUGGUGGAUCCAGUAACAAAGACAAAGAUAAGAAGAAGGCUGUCACGCGCUCGUCACGCGCCGGUCUUCAGUUUCCUGUGGGUCGAGUUCACCGGUUUUUGAAGACCAGAACUUCAGCUAAUGGAAGGGUUGGAGCCACAGCAGCUGUUUAUACUGCAGCUAUUCUUGAGUAUCUGACUGCAGAGGUGCUUGAAUUAGCAGGCAAUGCAAGCAAGGAUCUGAAGGUGAAGCGUAUUACACCAAGGCAUUUGCAGCUUGCGAUAAGAGGGGAUGAAGAACUCGACACACUCAUAAAAGGAACCAUUGCUGGUGGAGGUGUUAUCCCUCACAUUCACAAGUCACUCAUCAACAAGUCUUCUAAAGAGUAAAAUGGCCCAUAGACUUGUCUUUUUUCUGUGUUUUGUUACUGUCAGCACUCUUAAAUUUAAGAUGUAUGACAUGACAUUUACAAGGGUUUACUAUUUUGGUAUGUGCCUUUAGACCGCACAAUGUGAUAUAUAAUCAUCCGAUACUUGGAAUUAUCUGCGGUUAGUCUCUUCUAAAGGUGCAGAAGAGCCAUGUUAAUUGGAUAUUGGUUCAGUCCCAAUGUAUUCAACUAAAGCCUGACCUUGAGCAAUGAAAUAUACUACUUGUGAAUUUGGCCUUUUGUA